Branchiostoma floridae (Florida lancelet) is the source of this 2842-nucleotide messenger RNA. RefSeq names its product contactin-3-like. Gene Ontology annotation, cellular component: axon; plasma membrane. Gene Ontology annotation, molecular function: cell-cell adhesion mediator activity. The record is from RefSeq and is a predicted model, not a curated record. Lineage: Eukaryota; Metazoa; Chordata; Leptocardii; Amphioxiformes; Branchiostomatidae. The transcript is spliced from 15 exons. Gene Ontology annotation, biological process: axon guidance; homophilic cell-cell adhesion; dendrite self-avoidance. Bases 350 to 2269 code for a protein of 639 amino acids.
UAACCUUUUGAUUAACGAUGACACCGACGCCAUCUUGUUUGGGACGUUAUUUGCCCCUCAAGCUAUAUGACUGUAGUCAAUAGUCACUCGUCGCCCCCAGUUCGUCUUAACGGUAGAGUGAUUCACAACCCCUGGAGCAUCUUCAAGUAGUCAUUGAGAAAUGAAGACGACUUCCUUUGUUUCGAUCAUUCAUUACCUACGCGAGAAGCGAGUCCAGGUGAUUCCGGCGACUGUUGGCUGAAAUCGCUCAAGACAACAAAAGCCGGUUUAACAGACUGAUGCAUAUCACAGAGUGAGAGUUCAACUCUGAACCGUACAGUGAAACGUCCACAGAAACAGGGGACAGACGAUGGGCUUCCAAAUCAGACUGCUGUCGCUGUUGUUGUCUUCCGUUUUCGUGACCUUUGCAUUGAAUGGAGAUUCUGCAGAUGAUUCAAGACAGGGCCCGCCCGAAAGAGAUGCACAUCCCCGAGAGAGAAUCGCCUACAGAACAGACCUUGCAAUCCUGCCUUGUACCGCAAGGAGGCGCUCCUCUACAACGACCUAUUCGAGCGAUCGCGAUGAUGUAAAGAUGACGCACUGGCACCAGCCGCCGAAUAUCCCGGAUAUAAACAACAACAACGACCGCUUGUAUGAAUGGAAAAAGGACGACCAGGAGGUGAUAUUGACGCCAUCUAAGUACAAAAUCGUUGAUGGAGAGCUGCACAUUCUUAGUCCGAGGAGACCAGACGACGAGGGAAAGUACCAAUGUAUAGCGUACAACGAGGACGGCGCCAAAAUAAGUCUACCGACAUACCUUAGAAUAGCAUAUAUGGAACCAUUUGAACCGACGGUCCGACUGCCUAUCGUUGUUAAUGAAGGAGACACCUUCAGAAUAAGAUGUGUACCACCGGACCAUUAUCCAUCCGGAAAGUAUAACUGGUAUAAGGACGUUCCUCACCAGUUGGUACAACAAGACAAGCGGAUUUUCAUCUCCAACAAAAAUGGAGACCUCUUCUUCAGAUACGCCACCUUGCAGGACUCUGGGAACUACAGCUGUGUUCUGUCCGAUGACCACCCUUCUCAUGGCUACUACAUCGUACACAGUCCUGCAACGUCUGUCGUUGUCAGGCCGGGAAGCAUCACGUCCAGACCUCCCCAUGUGGUCCUGUCACCGGAGAUAGUGCACGCUGUAGAGGGACAGACGGUCACCAUGCAGUGCUUUGACGACGCAUAUCCUGUUUCCAAGACAGUAUGGAAGAGACGGGUGAGGAAAGAAGACAUUGACGAGCUCCCCCUGCCGCGGAAUGCGGUACUGCAGAGUCACGACCACCUGUUAGUGCUCCCAGACGUCAGGCGGGAAUCAGCCGGGUACUACUUCUGCGAAGUGGAAAACGAACUGGGCAGAAGUAACAUAUUAGCCAGGCUAUCUGUUAAUGUUCCUGCGAAGGUCACAUCGCUUGGUAAGGACAUACCUCUGCGUUUGGGAAAUGACGUCACCUUGGAGGCCACGUUCGAGGGGACAUCCCCCGUGACUGUCACGUGGUACAGAAAUGCAAAUGAGGUAGUGACGAACAGCAAAUACGUCAUCAAGGGUGACGCACUGACGAUCACUGACCUGAGGUUCACGGACAGAGGAAGAUACCAAUGCAUGGUACAGAACGAGUACGGAGCAGACCAAGUGUUCUUCAAUCUUGUUGCCGUCGAGCCAACAAUAGUGAAACCAAUGAAGGACGCACAGACAGCCAUACUGGGUGAGACCGCCACAGUGGUAGUGAGAUGGGAAGCCUCGCCGCCUUUCAUGAUCAACUGGAGACAGAGAGACACCACUGUAGUCACCAUGAACAUGGACGACAAACGGGCAGUACUAGUCACAAUCAUUAACCACAGAAUGAAUGUUACCAAAGAAGGCUAUUUAUCUAUCAAUGACGUCACCGCGGCUGAUGAGGGAAAUUACACAUUCUCUGUCUCCAACCAGUUUGGGCACACUGAGGCGUCCAAUCAGCUGCUUGUCAUCGCACCACCGACAGCACAAUCAGCCUCCAAUAUUCCCCUACUAGCAGUAGGAGCUAUUCUUGCCUUGCUCAUCAUUGUCGGCGCCGCAGUUGUUGUAUGGGUGGUCAUGAAAAGACGGAGGGACAGAGUGAGUUCACCGAUCCGCCCAGACGCGGCCAUCGUCCGUCCGAACGCAGACGAGGCUUUCCGUGUUCGUCUGUAUAUCGACGAUAACGUUGCAGUCAAUGAGGACUUCGGUACAGACGAUACACGAGCAUUGACAGAAGAUCUAUAGGGAACUGCAAAUUUCUCUAAGUGGUCAUUGAAUGUUGCAACAGCGUUAGAUUCAUACGCUUAAUGAUUUAUUGAACGUCCGUUAACAAAUUAUUUGUUGAACAGAAUAUAAAGCAUACAAAGGCGAAUUGCCUUAUGUGAAGCUAAAAGCAACAAGGUACAGCUUUUGGGAGCGAAUUCUAAGUGCAAUAUAAAAGUAGACAUACAUUUACAUGUAUGUUCUGUUACCAUUCUUUGUAACGAUAAAGACACUCUUUAGUUGGGAUAGCGGGCUAUCUGUUCGAGUUACUACAGUGGAAAAAUAUCUUCAUUUGCAGCUACUGUAAAUGCAGAAAUGUUCGCGGUGGAUUAAUGUUCGCGGUUUUCGCGGUGACCACUUCACCGUGAACUUAAAACCACCGCGAAAAUUUUUCUAUAAUGGUAUAAGACUGCAGUCUAUGGUGUUACCGCGAACUUAAAUCCACCGCGAAAAGUCCCUUUCCCCGCUACCGCGAAAUUAAAUCCCCGCGAACUUAAAUGCAUUUACAGUAUCUAGAUAUGGCGUGUCACAUCACAUUUUUUUAGAGUGAAAGUA